Molecule: messenger RNA, 1383 nt
Organism: Pseudocercospora fijiensis CIRAD86
Lineage: Eukaryota; Fungi; Ascomycota; Dothideomycetes; Mycosphaerellales; Mycosphaerellaceae
Exons: 1
Coding region: 1-1383 (460 amino acids)
Biological process (GO): proteolysis
Molecular function (GO): metalloaminopeptidase activity
Source: RefSeq, a predicted model, not a curated record
AUGGCUGCGGUCACUCCGGAACAGGGCGUGGCCGACUUGAGCCUGAACGGCGACAAGUCCGUCGAAAAGCAGAAUGGAGGGAAAGCCACAACCGGGGCCAACGACGAUGUAGAAGGCGGCGACUCCGACGACGAUGAGGCUGACGAUGGCGAGGAAGGUCAGGCAAACGGUGUAGGUGGCGAGGGUGCGGCCAAGAAGAAAAAGAAGAGAAAGCCACGCAAGAAGAAGAAGAGUGGUGCGGGAGCGACAGGCGGCGGCGCAAAGGCUCAGACAUCUCCUCCCACUAAGAAGGUGUCAGAUCUGUUCCCCGAUGACAGCUACCCUAUUGGAGAGGAAGUCGAGUACAAGAACGAAAAUGCCUACAGAACGACCAGUGAGGAGAAGAGGCAUCUUGACCGGAUGAACUCGGACUUCCUUGCAGACUACAGACAGGCUGCGGAGGUGCAUCGAGAGGUCAGAAAAUAUGCCAAGGCUCAGAUCAAGCCUGGUAUGACCUUGACCGAGAUUGCGGAAAUGAUCGAGAAUGGUACGAGGCAUCUGACAGGACACAUGGGCCUUGAGGAAGGCGAUAACCUGCUUGGAGGGGUGGCAUUCCCAACAGGUCUCAGUUUGAACCACUGUGCAGCGCAUUACACUCCAAAUGCUGGCAACAAGAUGGUAUUGAAGGAAGAGGAUGUCAUGAAGGUCGACUUUGGAGUACACGUGAAUGGCCGCAUUGUUGACUCUGCUUUCACGGUCGCCUUCCAACCACAAUAUGAUAAUCUUCUGGCCGCCGUGAAGGACGCGACCAACACCGGUAUCCGACUUGCAGGCAUUGACGCUCGUAUGAGCGAGAUCGGUGAAGGUAUCCAGGAGGCCAUGGAAUCGUACGAAGUCGAGAUCAAUGGCCAGACAUACCCCGUCAAGGCUAUUCGCAAUCUCAACGGCCACACAAUUGGUCACUACAGCAUCCACGGCGGCAGUGCAGGCAAGUCUGUACCAAUUGUCAAAGGUGGAAGCAACGAGAAGAUGGAGGAAGGAGAGACAUACGCUAUCGAAACAUUCGGCUCCACAGGAAAAGGCGUCGUCAGAGAUGACAUGGAGACAUCGCAUUAUGCGAAGAUUGCGGACGCGCCAAAGGUUGCGCUGCGUGUUGCAAGCGCCAAAACGCUGCUGAAGUCCAUUGAUAAGAACUUCGGUACUUUGCCUUUUUGUCGGAGAUAUUUGGACCGGUUGGGGCAUGAAAAGUAUCUGCUGGGCCUGAACAACCUGGUCCAGAGUGGCAUAGUCGCCGACUAUCCACCGCUUGUGGACAUCAAGGGCAGCUACACUGCUCAGUACGAGCAUACUAUCCUGCUCAGACCGACUGUCAAGGAAGUGAUUAGUCGCGGCGAUGACUAUUGA